Molecule: messenger RNA, 9896 nt
Organism: Aedes albopictus (Asian tiger mosquito)
Lineage: Eukaryota; Metazoa; Arthropoda; Insecta; Diptera; Culicidae
Biological process (GO): DNA-templated transcription initiation
Molecular function (GO): general transcription initiation factor activity; DNA binding
Source: RefSeq, a predicted model, not a curated record
CCCGGUAGCCAUCAGCAAGUUGUGACAACGACUGCCACACCCACCACUUCCUUUCAAAGUCAGUUCAAUAAUGCCUACGUAGACGUCAAUGCAAUAUUUCGUCCAUCAGCAGCAUCACCCACCACCACUAGUACCGUUACAAUGCAGCAUACCUUUUCGUCAACGCAUCAUCCGCUGCCACACAUAACGAAUAACAAUAGCAGCUCCUUAGUGUAUAUAAACGGGACCCAUCAUAGCUCGGCGAAGCAAUCGUCGCCGGAUCUUCAUUCUCAUAAUCAUCAACAUCAACAGACUGUAUCCGAGAGCCAGACUGCCAACACCACCAUCGAUUCCGCACGGUCCAAAGCCGCCGCUUCCGACGGAUACGGUGAAUGUGGAAACGGGACAGACGAACAACCUGCCACUGCCACUGACGCGACGGAGGACGGAAGUCUUGAUGCCGCAAAAUCCGGUGCCGUCGUCCCUGCUGCCGCCAGCGAAAAGGAAGAGGAGCAGGAACAGGAAGCGGAACCGGAGAUCGACAUUGUCAUCAACAACGUGGUGUGUUCGUUUAGCGUGCGCUGUCAUCUGAACCUCCGGGAUAUCGCACUCAAAGGUUUCAACGUGGAGUUCCGACGAGAAAACGGAAUGGUAACGAUGAAACUGCGGCGUCCCUACACGACCGCGUCCAUAUGGUCGUCGGGCAAAAUUACCUGCACUGGUGCUACAUCGGAAGAUCAGGCAAAGGUUGCGGCCCGGCGUUACUCGCGUUGCCUUCAGAAACUAGGUUUUAAUGUUAGGUUUAGGAAUUUCCGAAUCGUGAACGUGCUGGGGACGUGCAGUAUGCCGUGGGGCAUCAUGAUCGUCAACUUCUCCGAAAAGUACAAGAAGGAUGCCAGCUACGAGCCGGAACUGCACCCGGGUGUCACCUACAAGCUGUACAACCCGAAAGCGACGCUGAAGAUCUUCUCCACCGGUAGCAUCACAGUGACGGCCGCCAGCGUUGCCUUUGUGCAGGCCGCCAUCGAGCACAUCUUCCCGCUGGUGUACGAGUUCCGAAAGAAGCGUACCCCGCAGGAGAAGAUAGAGAUGCUAAAACAGCCCGCGUUCGAUCCAGAAUCGCUGAUCGAAGAAGAAUGUGAUAUCGAGUCGACCACCAUGUUCCCCGUCGGGAACAACGACGACGAGGAUGCGGACGCGUUCGAUGACGACGAGGACGUCCGCGUCAACCCGAAUGACACCAAAGCAAUUAGCCACCUGCGAAGAAAUCGCCGUCGAUUCUGCAAGUCCCGCUACAGCAGCUCGCGGAACGGUGGCCGGCGGCGUCCUUCUGGAAAGGCAGACAACGACCCCACCGAGGACGCGAUGAUCGUGUCGGACGACGACGACGACGUCGAGGAGAUCGAGAGUGACGAUGAGUAGACAGAGAUCAACCGCAAAAUAAUGCACAUAUAGUAGAUUCCUAUUUUCCUCUGGCUUUACUCAACUCGUUUCUUAGCGAAACCUAGUAAUAUUCGAUGCUUGUUCAACAAUGUUUUCUUUAUUACGUUUCAUCCAUCGUUUUUCUAUUGUUUUCUAAUAGAAAAACUGUGGUUUCAUGUGAGAAACACUGGUCAUAGACAACUUACACAUACACAUACAUACAUACAGACAUUGAGCAAUUGAGCAAGCCUCUCCUUUGAAACACAUUUACCUUAAAGAAAAACUACAACAAAUCCUGUGAAAAAUUACGAUUAUGUAUGAAGCCAAUAGCCAGCAUGGAAUCGAAACCAUUCAGUUUCGUCAAUGUGUUACGCCAAAAUAGGGUAGCCUUAUUUUUUAAAGAAAUGUAACGCAUAAUUUCAAAAGAAAGGUGCAAAUUGCGCUGUCCAACAAUAGAACAUACUCCCAUUCAACGCCACCAUCGCCAAUUUAUAGGAGGGUGAAUGAGUAGAAUUGUCAAUCCAGGCACGCAAACUGUUGGCAAAGUCGAUACGAAAACAGCAAUUCUUCGAUUGUCCAAAACGCGUUGAGAUAUUUACGGUUUUUGUUGCUUUUACACUUUACGUUGGCGACAAAGAAGCUGCAGUGCACCUAUCGGUUCUGCUUUAUCAACUCUUGUGGCACUGCUGUCGUCGUCCAGUUGACUCUCAUCGUAUUGAAAUAAUAGCACGUUGCUUCAUUUGCUGUUAAGCUGUGCGGAAUGCAUACUCAAACUUUCAAACUGUUGCAAAUGCGUACGUCAUAAAUUAUUGAAUAUUUUUGAGCUAACGUUACAUAAAAAUAGUCUUCGUAUGAAAUGAGAUACACAACAAAGAUCACCAAAAAAUCACAUUCAAGCUUACACACCAAACGCUUUCAGCAAUAUUUUGCUGAAUUUUGCCGAGCUGAAGGGUCCAGCAAAAUUUUUUGCUGAACUUUCAGCAAAGUUUGCUGAAUUUCAGCAAAACGUUACUGAUGAUCAGCAGAGUUUACUGAACAAAUCAGCAAAUUUAUUGCUGAAACUUUCAGCUCGGCAAAAUUCAGCAAAAUUUUGCUGAAACCCUCAAUCGAUUUUUUGGUGUGUAAGUUUGAACGUCGUUCAGCUUUGGCAGCUUAUUUUUUUUUUGAAUGAAAAAAGUACAAGAAAUGUAAAGCUUGAACGCUGCUUUACACAUGCCAUUUCGGAAGGCUCAGUUUGACUCAUGUUUUUGACUAAAUGAAAGAACAAGUAUCGUUUUGGGUAGGUGAUGAUAUGCUGUUAGUUUAAUAAUAUUCGAUUUCGUGACGUUCCCGUCUUUGAAUAGACGUACUUUCAAAAACUUAUGAUAGAAAUAGCAAUAUAAACCAAGUGUUUUUUUUUUUUAAGUUUUGAUAGUUUGUGUAUCCAAGAUAUCUGCUGAACGGAAAAUGAAGCACCGUGCUAAACAUGAUGUGUGUUACAUUAGACGAGCUGCGUUCCUAAAGCAACUAAAUCAAACAUAACAUGAAGAAGGAUCACCAAUCGAAUAAUGUGACUAAACGCAUGGGCAUUAAUCACGUUCUCUGUGACCACUUUCAUUACUACAUAUUAGGAAUGUUGGAAUAUCAUUGUCGGACAGAGGAGGUGGACGACGACGGUGGUCCCUUUAAUCACAUGUUCCGAAUCAGACCAAAAACUAAAACAAAACAGUAAACGAUUGAUAUUUCCACCGCCACCGACGUCGUUGUUGUCCAUACAAAUCAAAUCCCGUGUAGAUAUUGUAUUUAUUUUAGAUCAAGUUACAAACAAACACACCGAAUGCGCGAGAGUGUCGCUGUAGAAUUUUGUCUCGUAUCUUCUUGUCGCUUUAUUUUACUGUAAUUGUGGGAAUUUUGAUCCGCGUUUCCAUUACACAAUUCUGUUAUUCUAUCUGUUUUCUUCAGAUUGUUCUUUCUGUUAUGAUAUUCUUUAUUUCAAAAACAAAGUAGAAACCGAAAGGGAAUACUAUGUUGCAUUCGUGAUGAGCACCGCGUCGAACUAGCAAAAUCAAGAAGUGUUUGUAUUCCAUUUCGAGCCUAAGAAGGUUGUUCAAGCACUGACUUCAAAAGAAAAAUGUUAAAACUCAUAAUUUUAAACGUUGGAAUCAUUUUCCAGCGGCAUACUUUACUAUAUAUUUAAGACACUUUACCACUUAAGUGGCAUUCGUGUCUGAAUUAACUACGGCAUACUUUGUUCUAGAGUAAUUGUACGCGAUUUUUGUUUAUCUUUUGUUUUUCUGUUUUAAAUAUUAAAACAAAAAAAAUCCUAUCGAAACCUAUCAUAUAUUUGUAAUAAUCAAACGUGAGAGCUGCAUGCGCCCAAGUAACCACGAAGCCGUAUAUAAGUGCAUCAAUUUUGCCAUAUAUUGAUAAUUAAAAUUGUGCAUAUAAUGCUGCAUUACUUUAAACCCCUCAUUGAAGCAAUAUUAAAGUCGAAAAGGGCCCCACUAAAAUCAAAUUAGUGCCACAUUUUGCAGCACGCUGACAGCCAUUGCUAAAGUAACAUAAAUGCAUGUGCUGUAUAUUUGCAUUUGCACAUGCUGAAUACGUGCAACACGAAAAACCAAAACAAAAAUCUAUUUUUAGCACCGUUUCGUUAUCGACGGUACUGAUGCCCCCACACAUGACUGUUUUAACCAUUAUUUUUUGUCGCCGGGUCGGGAGUCGAACCAGAAGUGUUGUAGACCACUAGAUGAGUUCCAUCGCGCUGGCGCCUUGGACCGUUUCUGCUGCAGUGAUAACAACAGAUUUUUCAUUAACUAAAAGGAAACUGAUCUUCUGUCUCAAUCAUUGCAGUAAAAGCUAAAACGACUAUGUCAUAUGUAAUAGAAUACAGUAAUUUAUCACGUUCUAAAGAUAUUUAAUCAAUAAGAAAAUUAAAACGUCGAUUAAAACACCCUUCUUGCCCCUAAUUGUGAUUUCCAUCAUUAUUAGCAUGUGAUAGCAACCUACAGAAAAGAGAAAAGGUCAUCUACAAAAAGGUUUUGCUGUCGUCGAUCGGUGGCUCAAAUGAGGAUUAAGUUGGCCGGAGUCGAACCAGAAAUGUUGAAUGCUGAUGGAGUUGACCGUAAAGUUGUUGAAUCUUCUUGAUUUGAUUUGUUUACCAUUAGAGUCAAGUUUUUAUAAUUGUAUUGUUAGAGCAAACUUUGCUAGUUUGUACAUUGCAUUUAUUCAGUUUUUGCAGUGCUGAAUUAUUGAAUUAUCGUAUAUCACCUUUUAAUGAACCCUAAUGUAAAGAAAAAUGCAAUGCAUCAUUACAUUGAUAAUGCCAAUCUAAAGGAUUGUUGCAUGACAAGUGUGGAAUUACUGCAUUUCACAUUGCAGAUGUUGAUAUUCAGUCUAAUUCGUGCAAUGCUAUAAUGCUUGUGGUUACUUGGGCGGAGCGAAAGGUGUUUUGGGUGCCUUGUGCGUGAUAAUAUGUAUCGGUUUUCAGUUUGGGUGUGUCGUCAUUUUCCACAAGCGUUGAAUGAAUGAUUUAAAAAGCAAGAAUAGAACCCCCUGAUCAACUUUUAUGUACCAUGUUGUUUGAGUAGUUCGGUUUUAUAGCUUAUCUUUGUUGAAUAGAGGUUGGUCAAAUUUUAACUUUGUGAAUGUUGAUGUUCCAGUCAGAAGGCAUUUUUGAUAUUUCUGUCAUACAUCUUUCAGUGCUUUCUAGGAAAUAAAUACUUAAGGGUUUCAAGAAUACUCGGAUACUUUUUCAAAUAGACCUAUACAUGCAAAUCCUAGUUAAUACGUCCAUUUGAAAAAGUAUUUGAGAAUAGUUAAAAGGAGUUUGUGGGAAGACAAAGUAUGUAGGAGAGAAAAUCAUCCCAUUUCCCUUCAUUCCAUCUUCACGACAUAGGUACCUAGUAAGUUCAAUACAUUAUAUUACGCCUACAAAAUGGCAAUCCGAGAAAUGUGCCGCAUCAUCUUCCUUCACAGUAAACUUAACGGCAAACCACACACCAAUGUGAACCUCUUCCAAUCAACAAUUUCCCAAACACUUCAACGUCUCUACGCGAACUUUCGCAGUGGUAUACUUUCGUACCAAUAUAUAGUAGAAUACAACAUCUCAAAAUGGAUAUUUAAUCAGCAGUUUUCUCAGAUGACAUCAUGCUAAGCCAAAUGGAAUUAUGACAAACAGAGUGGACCCUUUUACUUGACAUACUCCAUUUAACAUAGUGGCAAUCGACAUAAAGUUGUGUCAGGCCAUUUAGUAAAAUGUUGUUUGGGAUAACAAGAAUACAAAAUUUAAAAUAGUAGUUUACGCAACAAGGUGCAGAAUGACGAUUUUUACAGCACGAGUCGUACAUUUAUCCAACGAGGCUUGCCGAGUUGGAUAAUUACGACGAGUGCUGGAAAAAUUGAGUUCUGCACCGAGUUGCGUGCAACGUUUUUUGCAAUUCUAUAAAUUAUCCUUGAGGAUAGUUUUCAACAAAAUUUUUUCAUCAAACUGCACACUGAUGUUCAUAGUCAUGUUUGAGAAAAUCUGAACAUAACAGGUUAUAUGUACUGUGCAGUUGUAACAAUUUUUCAAAACUGCGCCCAGAAAGCAUCAAGAAGUUGACCAAAACUGAAAACAGUGCUGUAAUGGUUCAUUACGCAACGCAAAUCAGUGCUGUAAUGAACCAUUACAGCACUAUUGAUUUGGUGUGGGAAAGUAGGCCUUUUCCUGUCAGAUUUGCGUGAGGUAAAACAGCCUAUUACGAUGAGAAAUUGCAAAAAAAAUGGAACGUAAUUGUUGUUAGACCAAACGUUACUACGCCAAAAUGUGUUAUUCCCAAUCCUCGGGAAACCUCCAACCUUUAAAACUUUAUCUCUGCACAUUAUUCUACAACAUUGGAAAAUGGCGUCCACAAAUCCAAUACAUGUGUUCAUUUCAGUUCCUACUUUUUUAUUUAUAAUCGGAAACCAAAAAAGCAACCCUCAUUCGUACUGAUUCGCGCCAAGGCACUCACUAGUGAGCGCAAUUCGUUCGCAACGACCAUAUCGCAAACGAUCGUUAUCAAUUAUCAUCAAUUCUCUCCUCCUGAUGGAAUCGAGAUCGAGAGAUUAUCAUUUUUUGUGUGACAGCAAGCAGCAAGUAAACGACAUAAUAUCGGACAAGUGAACCAAGUCAAUAAUAUCACGAAGUAAAACAAAUCUAUUUUCAUCGAACCAAUACCACCUUUCAAGAAGGGAAAGUACGUUUUUCCUGUAUUUAUUCCCUAAUUCUAAAUAUCGCGGCAAAUUGUCAAUUGCUUAUACCAGUUUUCUAUCUUUUAUUACGAAGGCGUUUUCUAAGUAUGUUUUCUACUGGUUUUUCUUUGCUUUGUUCCGUAUCCGCAUUAGGCUCCCAGCUGCUGAAAACACGUUGUCCAGCAAAAGUUGUUGUGGAGAUUUUAGCGGUCAGUGCCCACACUCUCGGGUUAAUCUGUACUAAAAUAGGAGAUACAAUCAAAAGAUUGGAGCAAAUCUGUCAUUAAAAUUGUGGAUGCAAAAAUAGAACCAGAAUAAAGCAAAGGAAUUUGAAAACAGAGCAAAAAUAAAGGACGAAAACAAAAGUGCUUUUUGUAAAUUAUUUAAUAAACAUAUAUAAAGUUACUCGUAAUAAGGAUGAAAGCUGACAUCUAGUAUUUGGAAGAUUUGUUUAGGAAUAGCCGUGCCGUAACUAAGGCAGAAAAACAUUAUAGAAACGAUAAGCAACAUAAUAACAAGCCUUCCCUUCUUCUAUCACACGAACUAAUGGGAAACACAUACUCGGUUAACUCGGAAACCCAAUUGAAGAGACAAAUAAACCAAAAAAGAAAUCCCAAAUUUUUCCCAUCUCCCUUUCCCGUCCAAAAGUGAAAGCGCCCCCUUUGUGUCCAGCAGUGCUAAAUACAAUAAAACAAAGCAAAAACAGAACAAAAAAUAUGUGAAUCAACAUCAACAACAACACGUAAAAUGCAACAUGAGGUAGCGUAACAGUAAUAAUUGUUCAGAAUAAUAUAACUCUUUAAUGAAAACAAAUAAAAAUACGUGAAAUGAAAAUGAAAAUCAUAAGAGUGUAAGUGACAAACCAAAGACUUAUAAGUAAUUUAUAGUAAAACAAAAAAUAAGGCAAAGAAAACAUAACAAAAAAAAACAAUUAAACAUUGUGAAGAAAAUGCAAACCUAUUAGCGACAGAGGAUCAAAUACACACUAUGAAAAAAUAAUCAAUUCAAUUGUACUGCGAACCGAAAGAAACAACAAAAUCACUAUAGAUAUUAAGGAGCAAAGUAUCACUUAGAACCAGUUUUGUACAUCCCUUCCUGCAUCCCCUGUGUUCCGCCUGGCGUCUCCUAACGUAUAUGUAUACAAAAAAACAACUGAAAUCUCAUCCAAAUUUGACGACUUUGCUCGGCACACCGUCGCUGUCGAAAUGCCGAAUCGGAAGGGGGUACCCCAAACGUACGAUUCCCGUACAGGAAAGUGAUAGAAAAUAUGUUUUAUUUUGGAAUAUUUAUUUAAGAAAAUAAAGCAAACGCAAAUUCACAAAGAAUAAGCCUUGGCCACCACCCCCGCCACCAGCACCGACCGAAUGUCGUUCGGUUUUAUACCGAUGAAUCAUCUCUGGUAGCAUUUCAGGUUUUAUUACAGCAAUGAUGACCAUCACAGCUAGUUAAAACUUUCAUAAAAUCAAAAAUAAUGCUACGAAAUUAACCGUGUGAAAACUGUUCAUUUUCAGUGUAAUCAAACCACGUCAAACAUACAAAAACACCAUGUUGAAAAAAAACAAACAGCUGGGACGAAGUGGUGGAUUAGGAUGAACUUCAUUCAUUAAGAAAUAGUAGAUUUUAGAUGAAAAAUAUACUCUUUCUCAAAGGUAAGUUCAUCCAAAUUCAUUCUAGUGUAUUGAGUUUUGCAUACAAAUUUAACUUCAGUUUUCUCCCUAAAAGAAAAGAACGACAACGAAUGUUGAUUCCCAAGCCAUCGGAAACGAUCAAAAUUCGUGUAGGAGGGAAGAGGACGGGAAGAACAAGGAUGAACUGAACGUUCAUUCGUGACGUUAUCGUGCAAAACGUAAUUAUCACUUUCUCAGCUGUUUGCUUACCUGAUCAGAUUUUUUUUUAAUCUUCUUUCACGCAUCAUGGAUUCUAAAUUCAUGACGUUCAUCCUAAGUGAAUCGAUGAAAUACGUAUAAAAAAACUACUGGCAAAAAACACAGGUCAACGAAAGUAGUUCACUUAAAACGAAUGUGGAUGAACUUAUGGUUAAGAAAAAGUAGAUUUUACCUUUAGAAUUUUGUUUUUCUCAACGAUAGGUUCAUUUGCGUUCAUCCAGUUCUAAUGGUCUAUGAAUUGCUAGCAUCGUAAACUCUGUAUAUCAUUUUACAGUACUUAUAACAGUGAAUCAUCAUGUCGUGAACUUUUCUACUCGAAAUUGAAUCUAUUGGUUUCUAACGAAAUAAUGAACUUUUUGCCAGUCAUGAAUAUUGGACAUGAACAUGGUUCAUAUCUAAAACUCCGUCAAAAUCAUCUUGUGAAAUCAAAUGUGCAUUUGUGGUUGUGUGUGUUUGCGCGAACCCGGUGGUCGCAUUGUAAACGAAAUGUCUUUUUCAAAGUGCCCAUAUCACUUUCCCUGGUACUCGUACCUUUGGUAUAGGUACGUGGUUCCGGUAACGGAUCGCUCCUGUACCCGCAGUAGGAAAAAAAAUCCCAAACUCAUGACGGAUGAACGCCGGCGGAGUUAUUUUUCUCCCAAAUCUUCCUACAUGGUUUAAAAACUUUCUUCAGUUCAGUGAAAGUCGAGGGAAAUGUCUACUAUCUGACGUUUCCAAAUCACUCAUAUUUUUUUAUUUGUGAAAAGAAAAUUCCCUGAACGAAAAGAAAAUCAAUAAAAUGGGGAACAAAAUAUAUAUACCUAAUAAUCAACAAGCAAACAAAAUAAGGAAAAAAAUGUAUGCGCGGUGACAGUACGCCUCUGUUCGCACUCAACAAAAAGAGGGCACUCGCGCGUACACACGGUGAGUUUAGAUAUGGAAUAAGGUCGCAACAUGGUCGUGAUUGAAAUGGAAUUUGGUGUCUUUAUUGAAGCUUUUUUAAUUUUUAAUAAACGGAUUAUUUUGUUUCCUUUUCGUACAAGGAAAGAGAGCAAUCAAGAUAAGGAAUGUGGAACAAGGUGAACGAAUAAAAGAGUUAAACACACAUAUAAACACAUUACACACACUGUAAAGAAACUACACGUACAUACACGUAAGAGGAAAAAAAGAAAGCAAAAGAGUAACAAAUUUUGUUAUAAGUAGGAAAAAACUAAUAAUUUUAUAUAUUGUGUUUGUAGUACGAAAACAAAAACUAAAUAAAAAAAUGCCUAAGACUAGAAGAGAGAAAAAAUGAAAAACAAAUAAAACGAUAAAAAAAUAAAGUCUAAACGAAGCAAAAGCAGAAAAAUGAGGAAAAUCUGAAAAUCAAUGGUAUAGCGAAAAAUAAUUUCAAAAAUCAUUGAUGGAUGAAUAAAUAAUUUAAAAAGUAAAAUGCAA